This is a messenger RNA of Racocetra fulgida, 535 nucleotides long. The record is from the annotation of a GenBank genome assembly. NCBI's taxonomy places the organism in Eukaryota, Fungi, Glomeromycota, Glomeromycetes, Diversisporales, Gigasporaceae.
AUGCCAAAGUAUCGCAAUAAAAAAACUACCAUUGCUACCUCCUCUUCCGCGUUUACAUCAAUAUAUAAUUUUAAGCCAUCAUUUCCUCCAAAAAUCACGAUCGAUGAGUUAAUUUCAAAAUCACUUAGCAAUUCUGAUUCUAAAUUUAAUCGAACUCCUAAUCCAUUCAUUAUUUAUCGGAAAGUUUUUAAUCGUGAAAUAUCAAAAUUGAAACUAGAUCUAUCUUUAAAAGAAAUUUCGACAAAAGCUAGCGAGAGUUGGCAUAAAGAGACCGAACACGUUAAAAAUGCUUAUAGGAAGCUUGCUGAAGAUGCAAAAAUCCUCUUCAAAAAUGUUGCUCCUUUAUGUGUCGUUUCUGAUAAACAUUAUGACAUGAAUGACGUGAAUAAAGAUAAUUCUAAUGGAUGCUUAAAAAUUCUUUAUUUUGAUCCAAAAUGCGUCGACAACAACAAUAACCAGGAGAAAAAUAUGAAAAAAGAAAACAAUAACUUUGAUUUGACUUCAAUAUCCAAUACAAAUAUCGAUGAAAUGCUAG